GCAAUUCAAUAAUUUUGAUAGUUCACUAACAGUUUCAGCCCUAAAAUUGCAUUCUCGGCCCUCAGUUCUGCCAACAUGAACUUGUACGAGAACUUCAACACCAGCAUUGAAAAGCAACCCCGUGCUGAAGGACACGACAUAUUUGUUGUGUACGUCAAAUCGGACGACUGUGGAAUCGUUCAGGAUCUGGAUUACGCGCAAAGAUGUGCUUUCGUGAAGGCUACUGAUAGCUGCGCUGACCAUGUCAAUAUUAUCGACUACAUCACAUUCGUCUACUGCACAGUUGGCGCAAGGAAUGAGUACUCGCAUUGGAUAAUAAUGGUGUUUCUACUGAUAUUCGCCUGCUACUUGUUUUCUAUACUAGGAUCUACAGCAGACAUGUUCCUCUGUCCGGCCUUAACCGUCAUCUCAAACGCACUGCAUAUGAGCGAAAAUCUAGCUGGGGUUACUAUUCUAGCCUUCGGGAAUGGGUCCCCUGACAUUUUUACAUCACUGGCGGAUAUGGAAGGUGAAACCACCCUCAUGAUUUCUGAGGCAUAUGGAGCAGCAGUGUUCGUGAUAGGCGCAAUAUCUGGAAUCAUAAUCGUGGUUCAGCCCUUCAAAAUCUUCCCACCAACCUAUAUUAGGGACGCGUCCUUCAUUGUUUUCAUUUGCGUCUAUAUCAACUAUAUAAUGUACGAUGGGACUGUCAAUAUUUAUGAAAGUACAUUCAUAAUCGUUCUGUACGUCAUAUAUAUCCUGGUAGUUAUCCUGGAUCAAAUUAUAGUAGUGCAGAUGUCAAGAGAUGUUCAAAGGAAGCUUGACAUGGUUGCAGCUGGAAUGGCUGACAGCGAUUUACAACAGGAAUUGCAAGAAUUGAAGGAGCAGGGAGUAUUGGAAUUGCUUGGGAAGAAGUCCCACAUAUCACUAGACAUCGAUGACACGAAAUCAGCGGACUUCAUUGGGGUAACACCAAACACAAGACUCUUCACGCAGUUUCUAGAGUCAUUGAAUCCAAUCGAUAAGGAGGAAUGGGAAGAAGCAGGGAUAAUUGGAAAGUUUUUGAUAAUAAUCAAGGCUCCACCAAUUGCCAUACUAUUGUUGACACUGCCAGUGGUCGAUUACGAAAAACAGAUACACGGAUGGUCGAAGCUGCUCAAUGUCCUGCAAAUUUUCAUCACUCCAGCAUUCAUGCUAAUAAUUAAUCAGAUGUGGAACAAGGACGUCAAAGGAGUAUCAGUAUUCGUUAUUGUGGCCGGAGUUACAAUCCCCUUGAUGAUUCUGGUUUUCUGCACAUCCAGGACAGAUCAACCGCCACGGUAUCAUAUAGCUUAUGCAGUGGCAAAUAUGAUAGCAUGCAUCAUUGUCAUACAAAUAAUAGCAUCCGAAGUGGUUAUGAUUCUAGAUACGGUCGGUAUCGCAGCCAAGUUGACUCCGUCGUUCCUCGGGUGCACUAUCCUAGCUUGGGGCAACAGCGUUGGGGACCUCAUUUCCAACAUCACAUUGGCGAAACAAGGGUACCAUAAAAUGGGCUUUGCUGCAUGUUUCGGUGGCCCUUUAAUUAUAAUCAUUUUGGGAUUUGGUCUCACCUUUAUCCACAAGUGUGCCACGAGUCCAGAGAAGCUAGCUUACGUGCGGCAAGGAUCAAUGGGAUCAACAUGUAACUUGUUCCUGACACUGAUUGUGCUUCUUUCCGCGAUUGGCAUUGCUUGCUCCAAAUUUCAAGCGCGGCGCACCAUUGGACUUUAUAUGUUGGCUUUUUACUUAUUGUUUCUUGUAUACGCUGUACUUGGUGAGUUUGAGAUAAUCCACCCCUACGGAACAGAUCAUCGGGAUGCUCGUGUUAAAAUGGACUAAAGAGCUUGAUGCAGAAGAUUCAAUGUUCAAUCUGUAGUGCUUUAUCGAUGUUGUAACAUUAUUCAAGUGAAAAAUUGUAA
Messenger RNA from Hermetia illucens (black soldier fly), 1916 nucleotides. Its product is annotated as mitochondrial sodium/calcium exchanger protein-like. Gene Ontology annotation, molecular function: calcium:sodium antiporter activity. The transcript has 11 exons. Gene Ontology annotation, cellular component: membrane. Gene Ontology annotation, biological process: transmembrane transport; monoatomic cation transport; intracellular calcium ion homeostasis. Bases 76 to 1836 code for a protein of 586 amino acids. Lineage: Eukaryota; Metazoa; Arthropoda; Insecta; Diptera; Stratiomyidae. The record is from RefSeq and is a predicted model, not a curated record.